Neltuma alba is the source of this 1356-nucleotide messenger RNA. RefSeq names its product probable mannitol dehydrogenase. The record is from RefSeq and is a predicted model, not a curated record. Gene Ontology annotation, molecular function: zinc ion binding; oxidoreductase activity, acting on the CH-OH group of donors, NAD or NADP as acceptor. NCBI's taxonomy places the organism in Eukaryota, Viridiplantae, Streptophyta, Magnoliopsida, Fabales, Fabaceae. Bases 1 to 1218 code for a protein of 405 amino acids. The transcript has 4 exons.
AUGGGUUCACAAACAGAGAUGGAGCAUCCCCUGAAGGCUUUCGGAUGGGCUGCUAGGGACACGUCCGGAGUUCUCUCUCCCUUCCACUUCUCUAGAAGGUCCCUCGCUUCCUUCUUUCAUGUAUUUGAUUCUUUGAUUAGGUUCUGUAGAAUAUGUUUCAUUACCUUGGAUGUAUCAAAAUUACUGGGGACGAGAGAUCCUUCUUCUGAUCAAUCUAAAUGUUGUUGCAGGAAAACCGGAGAGAAAGAUGUGGUGUUCAAAGUGAUGUACUGCGGGAUUUGCCACUCGGAUCUCCACAUGCUUAAGAAUGAGUGGGGCACUUCCAUCUAUCCACUAGUACCCGGGCAUGAAAUUGUUGGUGAAGUAACAGAGGUGGGAAGCAAGGUUGAGAAGUUCAAAGUUGGAGACAAGGUAGGUGUGGGAUGCAUGGUUGGUUCUUGCGGCUCGUGCAAAAACUGUACUGAAAAUCUUGAAAAUUACUGCCCAAAAAUGAUUCUCACAUAUGGUGUCAAGUAUGUGGAUGGAACUAUCACAUAUGGAGGCUACUCUGACUUGAUGGUUGCAGAUGAACAGUUUGUGGUUCGCAUUCCAGACGGCUUUCCUCUUGAUUCUGCUGCUCCUCUGCUUUGUGCUGGGAUCACUGUGUACAGUCCUUUGAGGUACUUUGGACUGGACAAGCCUGGUUUACAUGUUGGUGUGGUUGGUAUUGGUGGUUUAGGCCAUAUGGCUGUGAAGUUUGCCAAGGCCUUUGGCGCUAAAGUGACAGUAAUAAGUACAUCACCUAAUAAGAAAGAGGAAGCAUUAAGAAAUCUAGGAGCUGAUUCCUUUGUGGUCAGUCGGGAGCAAGAUCAGAUGCAGGCUUUAACGGGUACCUUCGAUGGUAUCAUUGACACUGUUUCUGCUGUUCAUCCUCUCUUGCCUUUGAUUGAUCUGUUGAAAUCUCAUGGGAAACUCGUUAUGGUCGGUGCCCCAGAGAAGCCUUUAGAACUCCCAGUCUUUCCUCUACUCAUGGGGAGGAAGUUGGUGGCUGGGAGUGCCAUUGGAGGGAUGGAGGAGACACAAGAAAUGAUUGAUUUUGCUGCUAAGCACAACGUGAAGCCUGACAUUGAGGUUGUUCCAAUUGACUACGUGAACAAGGCAAUGAAGCGUCUCGAGAAAUCAGAUGUCAAGUAUCGAUUUGUUAUCAAUAUUGGGGAGACACUGAAACCAAGCUCUUAAUUUGCACUAUCCAGAUUCUGCAAUAUUUGAGUUUGUCAGUAUAUAUACUGGACAAUCAUAUAUAUAUAUAUAUAUAUAUAUAUCAUGUACAAGGUUGGAGUAGUUGGCAACAUGAAAGGAAUGAAGUUGGAACCUGUG